This is a messenger RNA of Xyrauchen texanus (razorback sucker), 5640 nucleotides long. RefSeq names its product trafficking protein particle complex subunit 8-like. The transcript is spliced from 30 exons. The record is from RefSeq and is a predicted model, not a curated record. Gene Ontology annotation, cellular component: cytoplasmic vesicle; phagophore assembly site; TRAPPIII protein complex. Gene Ontology annotation, molecular function: protein binding. Bases 135 to 4556 code for a protein of 1473 amino acids. Gene Ontology annotation, biological process: protein localization to phagophore assembly site; endoplasmic reticulum to Golgi vesicle-mediated transport. NCBI's taxonomy places the organism in Eukaryota, Metazoa, Chordata, Actinopteri, Cypriniformes, Catostomidae.
AACUGAUCAGCAGGAUAAUUCAACAUGUCUGCCGUCGGCUGUCAGUGAAGGAGUUGUUUGUGUUUAACUCGGCUGCCGAUCCCUGAUCUCGGUGACAAACACGCGACAGCAGACCCGUCGAGGAGCGCGCGCUCAUGGCUCAGUGCGUGCAGUCCGUUCAGGAGUUCAUCCAGGACUCGUUCGUGCCGAUGGUGGCCGUCCUGUGCAGCGAGGAUGCGGAGAAAGUGACCCGCAAAAACAACCUGAGCUUCCCCGAGCUGCUGCGGCCUUUCUGUCGCCUCACGUCCGAGGGUCACCUGCGUGACCCCAAUAACCAGGUGGUAGUGGUGAAAGGUCUUCGGAUAAGUGUGACGGGGAUCAACACAAGGCCUCCCCAGACUACAGAGCUGCACAGACUACUCAGCCAGGCCGUCUCUGUCUGCCAGCCUCCUGAAGGGUCACACGUAAACGUCAUCACGGCAGGAGACUACGACCUCAACAUAAGCGACCGCACGGUCAAAGCGAGCGUUCCCUGGUACGCUGACUGGAAAGAAACACUCACCCAGCUGAGCUCGUCCAGUUACUACACAGCAACAACGGCGUGGUUUGAGUCAUACAGGGAGAACUUCCUGCAGUCCAUGCCAGCAUCUGAGCAUGAAUUCCUCAAUCACUACUUGGCCUGUAUGCUAGUAGUGUCAUCUCAUGAGGCGUUGCCAACAGAGCAGUUUCUCAAGCUCUCACAGGAACAGCACCGAAUCCAGCACAGUGGAGAAUACACCCAUCCCAAGUGGUUCAUUCCCAACACGCUCAAAUAUUACGUACUUCUCCACGACAUCAGUGACGGAGAUGAGCAGAGAGUGGAUUCUGUGUAUGAGGAAAUGAAACAGCGGUAUGGUACUCAGGGCUGCUAUCUGCUGAAGAUAAACUCGAGGAGUGAUGCCACCAGUUCGGAUGAACAGAUGCCUGACCCCUGGAGUCAAUACUUGCACAAAACCAGUAUACACAACCCUGAGCUGGAUGCUGAGUCGGUAGUGAAUAAUGCUGUUGAAAACAACAUCAGCGCAGAGGAAAAUGGUUUUGAUGCAGUUGCCAGAGAUGGUGUUUCGGAGACACAUCCUCUGCAGUUGGAUCAGCUCGCUGAUGCCGGUUACCCAGGCGACAAUGGCAGUCAGGCUGUAAACAGUGUGCAAAUGAUGGGACCUCAAAAGCAGGCCAGCAUGACCUCUCACACCACUACAACCCCUCGUGGAACCUGUCUGACCCUAAAUGACCACGACCGUAUCCGGCAGUUUAUCCAGGAGUUCACCUUCAGAGGAUUACUGCCGCACAUUGAGAAAAACAUACGACAACUAAAUGACCAGCUCGUGUCGAGAAAGGGUUUAAGCCGAUCUCUGUUUUCCGCCACUAAGAAGUUGUUUGGGGGAGGGAAGGUUCCAGAAAAGAGUAUCGCUGAAUUGAAGAACGCUGCUGGGCUACUCUAUCCCUCAGAGGCCCCAGAACUUCAGAUCAGAAAGAUGGCUGAUCUCUGCUUUCUGGUUCAGCACUAUGAACUAGCCUACAACUUCUACCACUCUGCCAAGAAGGACUUCCUCUCUGACCAAGCCAUGCUGUACGCUGCAGGAGCGCUGGAGAUGGCUGCUGUUUCUGCCUUUCUGCAGAGCGGUGCUCCAAGGCCGUACCCAGCACACUACAUGGACACAGCCAUACAGACCUACAGAGAUGUGUGCAAAAACAUGCUUUUAGCUGAGCGAUGUUGUCUUCUAAGCGCUGUGAUACUGAAGAGUCAGGCCAAAUAUUCAGAUGCUGCCACUCUUCUCAUCAAGAUGACCAGUGAGGACUCUGACUUGCGGAGUGCGCUCUUAUUGGAGCAGGCAGCACACUGCUUUAUUAACAUGCGAACCCCUAUGGUGAGGAAGUUUGCCUUCCACAUGAUACUGGCUGGUCAUCGUUUUAGCAAAGCUGGACAGAAGAGGCAUGCGCUGAGGUGCUAUUGCCAAGCGUUUCAGGUGUAUAAAGGUAAAGGUUGGUCGCUAGCUGAAGAUCACAUCAACUUCACUAUCGGCCGACAGUUCUUCACUCUGCGGAAGCCAGAGAACGCGGUGGCCGCCUUCCGGCACAUUCUCAUCAAUGACAGCAAACAGUGCGCUAUACAGCAGGCUACUUUUCUCAGGGAAUACCUCUAUGUUUACAAGAGUAUGACCCAGUUGUCUGGUGAGGGCCCCCUCCCUCAGCUGCCACUGCCCUGCCUGCACAGCUUGCAGACACGUGUGUUCUUCGGUCAUGACCGCAGACUUGCAGAAGGCGAGAAGCAAGCGGCCACGCAUGUCUCUCUGGAUCAGGAGUUUGACCGUGGCCUUUCCCAGCUGUGGAGAGAGUUGGAGGAGCAGGUGGUUGCUGCGGCGAACAGGGGGACUGUGCCCGUCACCUUCCAGCCCUCCCAGUGCUGCCUGAACAGCCAGAUGGACAACCUCAAAAACCCUCUUGCUGUCGUGGAGGAACCCAUCAUCGUGGAGGUGGCGUUCCGUAACCCCUUGAAGAUUCCUUUGGCACUCUCGGCUCUGUCUCUACUGUGGAAAUUUACUCUCAAAGACUUCUCAGGCCCUCAUGGUGGCACGAUCGGAGAAACAAUCACCAAUGAGAAGCAGGCUGCAACAUCAAAAGAAACCAAGGCCUUCAAUGACAUCAUUGACACACAAGUCAUUCCAGAGUUCAACAUGAGUCCAGAGGAGACCAAAGUAGUCCGUUUGAAGUUGCUUCCUCAUAAGACAGGAGAGUUACAUGUUCUUGGUGUGGUGUAUAACCUGGGCACUGGAGAUCAGGGCAACAGUGAAGGCUCACUGGACAGUGAUCUGACGUGUGUGCGUGGACAACAGAAUCUGGAGAUUCAGGGCCCCAGACUCAACGUGUCCAAAGAAGAAAAGACCUCUGUCAGAUAUGGACAAGACCGCCGCCUGGACCCCAUUAUUACCCCUCCCAUGCCAUUACUUGAGGUGUUUUUCAUUAAAUUCCCCACUGGUUUGCUGUGUGGUGAGAUUCGAAAGGCGUGGGUAGAAUUUGUGAAUGUAAGCGCAGUCCCUCUAUCUGGCCUGCGGGUGGCGUCCACGCACCCGGAGUUCUUCACAUUCGGAAGCGCUACCUCUGACCUAACCCCCGUGACCCCCACAGUGGCAGAGCACUGCUCCGCAUAUAAGACUGUGGUCAGGCCCCCCUCCGUGGCAGCAGUGACACUUGUGUCACCCGCGGCAUUCGGGGUCACCAGCGGCGACAAAGCAGCAGUAGCGGACAUUCCCAUAACGGGUGGCGUGUUGGGACCAGGCGAGGCGUUACAGAUUCCUCUGUGGCUCAGAGGGCCUGACCGAGAGGGGGUCCAUGAGAUCAACUUCCUGUUCUACUAUGAAAGCACAGAGAAGAGCACCAAACUCAGUCACAGGGUUCUUCGUCACACGGCUUUCAUCUGCGCCAGCCGCUCUCUCAGCGUCAGAGCCACGGCCUGCCGGAGUAACACGCUGCAUAGUAGAGAGAGGGAGGAAAAGAACGGCAGCAUGCUGGUCUUGGUAGACGUGGAGAACAUUAACACGAGUGAAGCAGGUGUUCGUGAGUUCCACAUAGUGCAGGUUUCCAGCAGCAGUAGACAUUGGAGGCUGCACAAGUGCAUCAACCCUGCUGGCGAUAAAGACUCUAAGCUGGCCAGCAGGGAAAGAGGGAAGCUGUGUUUCAGAGCCACCCGAUGCAGAACAGAGGAUGUUACCUCGGAUGCAGCAGAAAAAUACACCUUCGCCGAUCUCAACCUUGGCAACGAACAAAUUGUCAGCUCUACCACUCCAUGUGCUGACUUUUUCUUCCGAAGAGGUAUGCCUUCUGAGCCCAAGAGAGGUGAUGUGGCCUCAGGUGGUGCUAGUCAGAUGCAGAGACAGAGUUUCACGCCACAAAGCACGACUGACAACGCUGUGACGAGUAUCGUCAGAAAAUGUAGCGAAGUAGAGCUUGACAUCAUCGUCCUCUGGAAGGCAUAUGUCGUUGAGGAUUACAAGCAGCUCAUUUUAGAGGGUCAACUUCAUGUUGCACUGCAAAGCAUUGGCAAAGAAGCCUGCUCACUCUCGCUGAAAGAGGAUACUCAGGAGAUGGUGCUUCUGAAGUUCAAGCCUGACGUUCCACCCCCUGUAAGCAAGCCCUCUCUGGAAGAGCUUUCGCACCUCAUAAAGACCUGUCUCCACUACCCUGAGUCUUAUGAUCAUCCCUUCCCACAAAAGAGUUUAUGUAUGAUACCCAUUACCCUGAUGUUGUCCAACUGUUCCUUGGCUCGGGUAGAUGUCAUCAUUGAUCUGCGACAUAAAACAACAAGCCCAGAGUCACUGGAAGUGCAUGGUUCUUUUACCUGGCUGGGGCAGACACAGUAUAAGUUGCAACUUCAAGCACAAGAGGUUUACAUGCUUUCCUUGAAAGCCUGUUUCUUCCAGGCUGGAGUUUAUAACUUGGGCACACCCCGUGUCUUUGCCAAGUUGGCACAUACCAGUGCUAUGUGUGAGACCAGCCAGCAGAGCGCCAUGCCUGCACUCAUUAUCAUCAACAAGAUUUGAGUAACUCUGCGAUGUUACCUCAACUUUGAUCCAAUGUUUCUUCUACAUCCUGUAAAGACCUCUUCCUUGGCCCAAUGGAACGGACAGAAAAAUUUAAGAUUUUUCUACUUCUUGUAAAAACAAAAACUAAUUGUGCAAGGAAAAGUAAUAAAAAAAGACUUUGAACACAAAUAUCUCAACCUAAUACUGUAUCUGAUGUGCUUGUAAGGUCAGCAAAGGUGAGGUUAAACACAGUCUCUAGAUGUUUUUUCUUAAAUGCAAAUCUUCCACUUAAGGUGUGACUGGAUCUUUUUUUCCACCCCCAUGUUAAUGUAUCUCCCAUGUCCACCAUGGAUCAUUGAACGUAUUCUCUUUUGUUUUAUGAAAUAGGCAUUUUGUUUUUAGAACUACAGUUGUUCAAAGUAAUGAGUGAUUUACCCACACAUCUCAAACAUGUUGUAAUGUUGUAACUAAUUGGCUAUGCAUCCACCUCAUGCUGCCCUGCUCACAGUUGUUCACACUGCUCUGUUGCCACAGUCACAAAAAAACAUCUCACCAAUGUCAUCUUAAACCAGAUUAAAGACUGUAACCUGGUAGCCUGCAGUUGAUACCAUUUCAACUGCUGAAAGGACAACAUAUUCUGCAGCAUUCAGCAAGGCUGCAAAAAUCCAAGUUAAUAUGAAGUUAAGUGGAAUUUUUACAACCUUAUGAGAAGCCAGUGGAAUCAGUGUAGUCCAGUGAGGAGCCAUCUUAAUGUUUGUAACCCUAUAAGGAAAUGGCAGAAUCCAUGUUUUCCCAAUCAAACAGCAGAGACUAAGGAACUAUGUCACCUAGAGGGUAAAAUUCACCGUGAGUUUUUUUUUUGUUUGUUUGUUUGUGCGUCUUUGUGUGGGUAGGCUGUGCAGUUUUCACUGGAAAUGUUUUAUUUUCUACAAAUCAAUUGUCCUCUCCCACCACCUCGGCUGUCCCUCUGUCAUCGCCGUCAUCAUCUCCACCCCAUGAUCAAACUGUUAUUUAAAUGUAUCUACAUGACUGCUUUUCUGAAAUAAAAGAUGUAUUAUAUUUAUAACAAAUCACUGUACAUAGAAUAAAAUGUUACCAGUAA